Messenger RNA from Schistocerca cancellata (South American locust), 3212 nucleotides. RefSeq names its product lysosomal alpha-mannosidase-like. The record is from RefSeq and is a predicted model, not a curated record. Bases 172 to 3195 code for a protein of 1007 amino acids. Gene Ontology annotation, biological process: mannose metabolic process. The transcript is spliced from 18 exons. Lineage: Eukaryota; Metazoa; Arthropoda; Insecta; Orthoptera; Acrididae. Gene Ontology annotation, molecular function: carbohydrate binding; alpha-mannosidase activity. Gene Ontology annotation, cellular component: lysosome.
UGAGCAGCGGGCAGAGCUGCUGAUACAGCAGCAGAGCAGGCCAGAGCUGACGGCGGCCGGGCCCGGCCCUGCACACGCUGUCUGCCGGCUGUGGAGGCAGCGAGCGAGAGGCGAGCGGCGAGUAGCAGCAGGUUUCUGGCAUAAUCUAGGAGUCUUCAAAUAGCAUCCAACAUGGAAUCUGACUGUUUAAGAUCAUGGACGAUUCAUCUUGUCCUUGUACUGGGCACAUCUGUUACAUGUUUGAAAGAAGUCACAGCACUGAGUGAUUCAACUACAGAUCCAUUUCAGUUUUGCCACCCAGUGAAACCAGGGAUGCUUAAUGUUCACCUGGUACCACAUUCUCAUGAUGAUGUUGGAUGGCUCAAAACAGUGGACCAAUACUAUUAUGGAAGCAAGCAAGAAAUACAAAAAGCUGGAGUACAGUACAUAUUGGAUUCAGUUACUGAUGAACUUUUGAUCAAUCCUGAUAGAAGAUUUGUUCAAGUGGAGACAUACUACUUGUGGCGAUGGUUCAGAGAACAGAAAGCAAGGAAACAACAACAAGUGAAAGAACUUGUUAGAUCUGGGAGACUGGCAAUAGCUAAUGGAGGAAUCACAAGCAGUGAUGAAGCCACUACUUACUAUCAGUGCCUUAUAGAUCAACUGACAUGGGGAUUCAGGAGGAUUCAUGACAUGUUUGGUGCUGAACCCUUACCACUUGCUGCAUGGAAGAUUGAUUCAUUUGGACAUUCCCGUGAGAUGGGUUCCAUCUUGGCACAAAUGGGAUUCAAUGGAGUAUUUUUUGCUCGUAUUGAUUAUCAAGACAAAUACAACCGCCUACGAGACAAAACUGCAGAACUGGUUUGGCAAACCAGUGCCAAUCUAGGAACUUCUUCACACCUAUUCACAAGCAUCUUCAAUAACCACUACAGUGCUCCAUCAGGAUUCUGCUUUGAUAUUCUGUGUAAUGAUGAGCCAGUCAAUGAUGAUCCUGACAGUAGAGGCUACAAUGUUGAUGAAAAAGUUAACAACUUCAUAAAUUUUGCUAGAAAUGUAGCAAAAUAUUAUGUCACCAAUAACAUUAUUGUUCCAAUGGGGGACGACUUUCACUACCAAGAUGCACAUGUGAAUUUUAAAAAUAUGGACAAACUUAUAUGGUAUGUCAAUGAAAGACAACAGCUGAAAGGAACCAUGGUCAAUGUACUCUACUCGACACCAUCAUGUUAUCUGAAAGCAGUAAAUGAAGCUAAUGUUACUUGGCCAUUAAAAUAUGAUGAUUUCUUUCCUUAUGGUUCAGAUUAUCACUCGUACUGGACUGGUUUCUACACUUCACGACCGAACCUCAAAUAUUUUGAGAGGUUAGGAAACAACUAUCUGCAGGUAUGUAAGCAACUCUUUGUAUUGGCUGCACUGAACACCGAAGAUCUGAAAUAUUUAGAUGCACUAAGAGAUGCUUUAGGCAUAAUGCAGCAUCAUGAUGCGAUCACAGGCACUGAGAAGCAACACGUUGCUGAUGAUUAUGCACUCAUUUUACAUAAAGCUAUUACAGGAUGUGAAAAAAUAAUAAACAAUGCUCUCAGGGAACUAAUGCACAAAAAGAAGGAUGAGAGCAGCCAUCAACCAGAGAUUUUUCAGUCAUGUCUUCUCCUGAAUAUCAGUGACUGUGCCAUCUCUGAGAAAUCACAAGUUUUUACUGUGACUGUUUAUAAUCCACUUAGCUAUGUCGCAUCCCACUAUGUCAGACUCCCAGUGACAGGUGUAUCUUACUCUGUCAGAGAUCCUGCAGGUACGCAACUGCCAGUUCAGCUUGUACCAAUUCCAUCAGCACUUUUCAGUUUACCAGGACGAAAGAGUAAAGCUACAGUGGAGAUGGUUUUCAAAGCUGAAGAUGUUCCUCCUCUAGGAUACAAAUCAUACUAUGUUGAAGAGUUGCCUCACAGAGUGCGUGGGAAAUCAGAUCUAGCAGAUGAUGGAAUGGAUUCCACAAUUGGAAACAAGAACUUUCAAAUAAUAUUUGACGAAUUAACUGGUCUGAUUGAAGCAGUGAAAAAUAAUGGAACACUCAUCCCCCUCAGGCAAAAUUUUCUCUUUUACAAUAGUGCAAGUGGGGGAAGCACAUUUUCUGGGAAUCGUGUCUCUGGAGCUUACAUAUUCAGACCCAGUGAACAAUAUGCAACUCCAGUUACAGAACCUACAAUCAUGGGAAUGAACAUAUAUAAAGGAGAAAUUGUAGAUGAAGUUCAUCAGAUCUUCACAGAUUGGAUAAGCCAAGUUGUUAGGGUUUAUAAAGAUGAUAACCAUUUUGAAUUAGAGUGGUUAGCUGGACCAAUUCCCGUCAAUGGUGGAAGUGGGAAGGAAGUUAUAAGCAGGUUCUCUACUAAUUUUGAAAACAACGGGACAUUCUACACGGACAGCAAUGGCAGGGAGAUGAUAAAACGAAUAAGAAACUAUCGUCCAACUUGGGAUGUGAAAGUAAAGGAACCUAUUUCUGCAAAUUAUUACCCUGUCACAACAAAAAUUGUAAUCAAUGACAAUAAAACAAAACAACAUCUAGCAGUUUUCACAGACAGAUCUCAAGGUGGAACCAGUCACAGAGAUGGAGAAUUAGAGUUAAUGAUUCAUCGUCGUACAUUACAUGAUGAUGGCCUUGGAGUGGGUGAAGCCUUGAAUGAACAACAAUAUGGGAAAGGCCUUAUAGCUAGGGGGAAGCAUUAUGUGGUCUUAGCAGUUGGUAACAAAUCUGGGAAGGCUGCAGUGGAGAAAGAUAUAGCACAGAGGAGGGGAAUGUCGCCAUUGGUGUUUCUAGCAAAGAACAGCUACAGUUCCUUUGAAAAAUGGGCACGGAAACAUCAGACAGAAUUUUCAGGAGUGAAGCAGCCAUUGCCAAGAAAUAUAAAGAUAUUGACACUGGAGCCAUGGAGCAAUAACACAAUACUCUUACGACUAGAACAUCUUUUUGAAAAUGGUGAAGAUGACCAGUUGUCCAAAAGUGUUACCAUAGAUCUCCGUAAACUGUUUGUGAAUCUUCCAUUUUCACAUGUCACUGAGACAUUGCUGGGUGGAAAUCAACAGCCAAAAAAUGGCAAAUUACAUUGGAUAACAGAAAAACACUCACUGAAGAAAACUGAACAUACAAGUAGAGAAAGUUCUCCAUAUUUAAUUACUCUUAUGCCGAUGCAAAUAAGAACUUUUAUUUUAAAACUGAAAACUGAGUAAGUGUAAUAAAGUGAAAA